GCAGAUACGGAAGUAAACCAUGAGCGGGUCACACAGAGGAGGACAGUAAACACGCUGCACACGACACUUAUCAGCGCGUUUCAGUAAGACAUGGCAGCGGGAAGAAUGUUACAGUGGGUGACACAGACAUGGCAGCGGGAAGAACGUUACAGUGGGUGACACCUGCAGUCAGGACUGGGCCAUGAGUCACUCACAUGUCCGCAGACUGUUUCUCCUCCAUGUCCAGUCUCACAGGAGACAUGGAACAAAGUCAACAGAGGGAGUGAGCAGCAGCAGCAGCAGCAUGUCACAGGUUAGUGCUGACCGAGGAGGAGGAGGCGAAGGAGAGGAGGAGACAGGCUGCAGCAAGGAGGCUCCUACAAAGUUCACACAGGAGGAAAAGUCCAUCCAUACAGUCCAUACAGAGGCAUGUGAGGCAAAGAAGCAGAUGUACGUCGACCCCGCCAGUGGGUACAAGGUGUUCACGGAGUAUGCCCACCUUCAGAGAGGGAAAUGCUGUGGCAGCGCGUGCAGACAUUGUCCAUAUGGUCAAGUCAACGUGAAGGACCCUGCGAUGAAGAAGCAGUUCAAUUCUUUAUUUUAUGUGUAGGCCGAACAGACUUUGGUGCCAAAGGUAAAAUGUAAGACCCUGUUUAGAAUGGAGUGCAUGUUGCUUGUCUUCUGCCUGUCCUUAUUUUGACUACUUGAGUCAUUUUUUAUCAGUGUACAAAAUGAUGAAAUAUGGGUAGUGUCUGUGCAAUACUCACCUCUUAUGAAUCACAACUAUUCUCGGUGCUAUUUUCAUUCUCUUAAGACUGUAGGAAGGAUUUAGUUCAGUAGAACUUAAUGUAGAAUUGCCUUUUAUCGCACGUUAUUUCUCAGAUGUGCAUCUGAAAUGUCCAGUGUAAUGCCAUGACAGCAAUCUUCCUGUUCUCUUAAGAGUAUUGAAUGUUUUUGCAACGCUCCGCUCCUCUGAUGCAUUUACUCGGCUUGUGGGAGUAUAGAAACUGAAGGAACACAUUUUAGAUCUUCGCCCUCGAGAUAAAAGGGCAUAUAAGUGAAAGUAAGUAUAGAUAACCACAUGGAGUUCUUUUGCUUGGCAUGUAUUUUUCUUUUUUCUUUUUUUAAACUCCCAACUAUGCAGCUACAUGAAUAUUUGCGUCAUUCACACUCCGCAAGUGCUCGGCUGAACUGUCUACCUUUUGACUGAAAUGCCGUGUGAUUAAAAAUAAGCGGGGGCCAGGGGUCAGCCCUCACACUUGGCGGCGCUGCUUUUGCACCACUUGAUGGAAUCAGGCUGUUAACAAAUAUGCCAUGGACAUCAACAGCAGCUCCCCCCACCGGACUCGCCGCUCUGCCUCCUGGCAACACUUAAUACAGCGCAGCUCCCUGCAGCUGCUCUCCUGAGCUGCAGCCUAACGAACUCCUGGGCCUGUGCAUCCCAGCUCUGGAGCAGAUCCGCUCAUGUUCAGGAGCAUGCGAAGACGCACACAUGCAUAGGCAAGGCUUUACUCCAUCACACUGCCCGGUGGCUCCUAAUAGGCCAAUAUAGAAUAAAGGUUGCGCUGUAGCCAACAGUAAUGGCACUUUUCCAAUGUACAGUUCCAGCAUGGCACGACUCUACGCGGUUUGGUAGGGUUUCCGAUUACUAUAGUUACUCCUAAUCAUGGGCGGAGUCAUCACAGCGCGGCUGCAUGAAACUGCCGUGACUUCGUUUUAGACACGACACACAAACUAGUGACUAGUGACUUGUAAAGCUGUUAUUGUGCACUGAAUCAUUAGAAUCAGUUAAUUAAAAAGAUUAGUUCAGUACUUCCUGCAUGACCGGAGCACAGACUCCGAUCUGAACUGAUAUACAGCGGAAGGUGUAUUUCAGUUCCACGAUCGCUGCUUUCAGCAGUGUUAAAUAUUGAGAUUUUAAGACAUUUCCUUUGCUAAAUGCUGAAAGUUUUCAGGAUUUUUAAGUCUUUUUAACUGAUCUACAGAUUUCAUUUUUGUGUUUUGCUCAUGACUCUUCCAGUGACGACACUCUCUGACCAAUCAGUGGCCGGCAGGCUGACAACGUCACGUUUAGUAUCCCCUCACCUCACUUGGAACCUUACCAGAGCAGCUACUAAAAAAAAAGCACCAGGUACUAUCACUGAUGGAAAAACAAAAUGAGCUGAGCUGAGUCGAGCCGUGCCGGAACUUAACAUAAUAGUGCGAGGUAGGGUCGAGACGUUGAUGAGAAAUGUGUGACUUGAUUUGUGAGUGCAUGUGUGUACAGACAUCGGGAGAAUGUGUAAACAUCACAACAAAAGCUCUGAAAGCAAGUGUUGGGUUAUGUACUUGUUCUGAUAUUGUGAUCACCAGAAGUGGAAUCUAUUGCUUGUGGGUUUCCAUUACUCCAUCUUCUGUGCUUGCUCCAACCUCUGCAGUCUCUUGGUAUCUUAUGAUACAAUAACCCUUUUCCUUGUCCCUGACUUUUAUGGAAUCCCGCGGCACAACAGCUAAAACUCAUCAAAGAGACCAGUAGCAUUACAUAUUGCUGCCUGGUGUGUACAAUUAUGGAUUCGAACAGUGUGGCUUCCUGCCAAGAUGGCCUUGUUUUGUGAUUGCGUGACGUCACCUGGGCUCUGGAUCGGCAGCGAUUUGCCUCUGGGCACUGGCCGCUUAACCCGCCACACACACUCACCACUCUCCGCCUGAUUAGGCAAACAGUGUUGGGAUGAGAGGAUGUGUCUGCCGUGGAAUUCUGUCGCAGCCACCCACUGGCGCCACCACAAUUUUUUUUCCACGGCAGGUGGGUCCCAAAGGCAAGUGCUUAGUGAUCGGAGCAAAGCCUUGUGAGCGGCUACAAGGAGAUUCAUGAUCCCUACAGUGCUGGGGAGGACAGGUUCUCUGGGACGCGUCGUCAGGCAGGAUGAGAGGCGAAUUUAUUUGGUGUUAUUCUAAAGCGAGGCAGCGGAGCGUGCGGCAGCAACAUUUCUGCAGCGGGAUGGUGAAGGUGUCACACUCAUCAAGUACCUGGGCCCGCUCGCCUGCCGUGGCUCUGCGGGUUUUGCCUAGGGACUUGUCUGUCACAUUAAAGUAGAUGCAUUGCCAUUCAGGGCCUUGGCAGUCCCGCAGCCUGACCAUGAAAUAGGCCAACUUUCAUGUCUGCCUCAUCCCUCCAUGUCUCCCCAAUCCAGUGAUGGCACAAUUUGAAAUGUUUUUUUUUUUCACCCAUCAUAUUCUAGCUGAGCAGUUGGUGACUUCAACACAAACAGCACAGCAAGACUUUCCACAGAUUUAUGAGGAAAUUUACUUGAAAAUGUAGCUUAUACCACCAAACUGGUCAGUCAUGCUAUUAAAGCUGUUUUGUCGUAA
This is a messenger RNA of Solea solea (common sole), 3327 nucleotides long. RefSeq names its product chromosome 9 C1orf53 homolog (gene c9h1orf53). Bases 182 to 589 code for a protein of 135 amino acids. The transcript has 3 exons. NCBI's taxonomy places the organism in Eukaryota, Metazoa, Chordata, Actinopteri, Pleuronectiformes, Soleidae. The record is from RefSeq and is a predicted model, not a curated record.